AUGUCUCAACCUCAAAUUGCGCCAAUGAACGUCUCAUCAUACCAAUCGCCCUCAGAACUUGCUGCCCAAGUGGCAUCUCUUCCUCCACCACGGCAACUCCUCCUCUUUGGAGACUCUAUCACACAGGGCGCCUCCUCACUGCAGAGCGAGCUGUCGAAACGGUACGUUCGCCGGCUCGAUGUACUAAACCGGGGUUUUGGUGGGUACAACACAAACUCAGCUUUGACUGUCCUACCGUCGUUCUUCCCAGCAGUGGCACCUUCGAGGACUGUUCCUCGUGUCGCUGCUAUGACGGUUCAUUUUGGUGCCAACGACUCUUGUAGUCCAGGCGAGCCUCAGCACUGCGACCUCGACAGGUUCAAAACAAACGUCAGACGUAUUUUGAACUGGGAGGGUGUUAGGCUUCACAAGACGAAAGUACUCCUUGUGACGCCCUCUCCCGUGGAAGAGUAUCGGCUGCCACAUGACGGAAAGGGCAGGGCAGACCGAGUGGCGAUGUAUGCAGACGCGAUCCGGGAUAUUGGGAAGCAGGAAAAUGUACCCGUCGUUGACCUUUGGACGGCAAUGAUGCGCACCGCUAAUUGGAAAGGUGAUGCUGUUGACGGCAUAUUGCCUGGGUCUUCAAGGACAGUCCCCAGCAUGGAACUUGGGCGACUCUUCUACGAUGGACUUCACUUGAACCAGGAAGGGUAUGGAAUCUACACGGAAGAGCUUUUACGUGUUCUUGAAGCGGAAGUUCCCGAAUGUCGGAUAGAAGGCACUGACGAGUGGUAUCCCGAGUGGAUUAGGUUUCAUCCACCUGCAGCAUCGAGGGUAGUCGAGGACGACUCCUGA
This is a messenger RNA of Fusarium odoratissimum NRRL 54006, 834 nucleotides long. RefSeq lists its product as uncharacterized. The transcript has a single exon. Lineage: Eukaryota; Fungi; Ascomycota; Sordariomycetes; Hypocreales; Nectriaceae. The record is from RefSeq and is a predicted model, not a curated record. The coding region runs from base 1 to 834 and encodes 277 amino acids.